Messenger RNA from Varanus komodoensis (Komodo dragon), 2365 nucleotides. It is a transcript of the gene NFIL3, whose product is annotated as nuclear factor, interleukin 3 regulated. Gene Ontology annotation, cellular component: nucleus. The transcript has 2 exons. The coding region runs from base 671 to 2059 and encodes 462 amino acids. NCBI's taxonomy places the organism in Eukaryota, Metazoa, Chordata, Lepidosauria, Squamata, Varanidae. Gene Ontology annotation, biological process: regulation of DNA-templated transcription; DNA-templated transcription; circadian rhythm. Gene Ontology annotation, molecular function: DNA-binding transcription factor activity; DNA binding. The record is from RefSeq and is a predicted model, not a curated record.
CCGAGCAACCGCCAGUCAUCAGCAAGGCUGGCAUGAGGAUUGUACGUUGUGAGGAGUGUACAGUAUUGACCUACUAACACAGAUCUCUCACCAGCGGCGGCGGCUGCAUUAGCAGCAAAGCAUUAGCAGCGACGGCUGAAGACACACGCUCUGCUCCGCCUGGCGCAGUCACUCUCUCUCUUUCUUCCUCUCUCUCUCCUCCACCUCCUCUCCCGGGAACUGCUUUGGGCUCUUGCGGGGAAAAGGCAGCAGGAGCGGCGCUGCCACUGACAAGCGGUCUUUCAGAGGGUCUCCCCCGCCUCCAGGCUUUACAGUCCUGAGCCCUUUCCACCUCUCGGCCCGCGCUCCCUUCCAAAGUAAUCAGCCGGAGAAGGCAGCGCGCCGUUGUCCAAAGGAUCUUCCGGAAGAUACAGCACUAUCGCCCGCCACCGAAGGAGAUUGCCGAGGUAUAGACCUUCCGUAGCGGAACUGUGUUUUUUAGAAGAUUGCUAAUUGAAUCUACUCAGAAGCAAAUCUGAUCAAGAGAGCUUGAUGCCCGAGACUAUGGAAUAAAUAGAAGAAUGCUUAUGGAUUUAAAAUUAUUGUAUUUACCCAGUUGUUAUGGUUCAAGAAGGCCUCAAAGAUUAAUUUACCCUGCUACUAUUUGCACACCUACUAAAAAUUGCUUCUGAUGCAGCUGAGAAAAAUGCAGUCCAUUAAAACAGAACAGGCACCUGCUGAUACAAGUAGCAAUGUAGGCAAAAUUCUGGUACUUAAUUCUACAUUAACAGAUGUAUCUGAUGACUUAGCUACUGGUGAUGAAAUGCUACUCACUGAAGGAGGUAUUGUAAAAACCAAGUCUUCAACAUGCCGGAGAAAGAGGGAAUUCAUUCCUGAUGAAAAGAAAGAUGCAAUGUAUUGGGAAAAAAGGCGAAAAAAUAACGAAGCUGCCAAAAGGUCUCGUGAAAAGCGACGACUGAAUGACCUUGUGUUGGAGAACAAACUAAUUGCACUGGGAGAAGAAAAUACCACUUUAAAAGCUGAAUUACUUUCACUGAAGCUAAAGUUUGGUUUAAUUAGCUCUUCAGCAUAUGCCCAAGAGAUUCAGAAGCUUAGCAAUUCAACGGCUGUUUAUUUUCAGGAGUAUCAGAAUUCCAAAUCAAGUAUUAACACUUUCAUUGAUGAACAUGAGCCCACUAUGGUGGGCAGUAGUUGUAUAUCUGUCAUUAAGCACUCACCUCAAAGUUCUUUAUCUGAUGUAUCUGAAGUAUCAUCCGUAGACAAUACUCAAGCAAGCCCUAUACAAAAUAAUUGCAGAAAUCCUGAAAAUAAAUUCCAUCUCAUAAAGCAAGAGCCUAUAGAGUUGGAAAACUAUGCAAGAGAGUCAAGAGAUGACAGAGGCUCCUAUACAACCUCCAUGUAUCCAAAUUUCAUUGGAAGCAACUUCAGUGGUUACUCACAUUCCCCUCCACUUUUGCAAGUUAACCGAUCCUCCAACAAUUCUCCAAGAACAUCAGAGGCAGAUGAUGGUGUUGUAGGAAAGUCAUCAGAUGGGGAAGAUGAGCAGCAAGUUCCUAAAGGUCCAAUCCAUUCUCCCGUUGAACUUAAAAAUACUCAUGCUACAGUUAAAGUUCCAGAAGUGAGCUCUUCAGCGCUGCCUCACAAGCUUAGAAUUAAAGCCAAGGCUAUGCAUAUUAAAGUGGAGACUUUGGAAAACGAGUAUGAUGCUACCCAGAAACUGUCAUCGCCAAUUGAUAUGUCAUCUAAAAGGCAUUUUGAACUUGAAAAGCACAAUGCACAAGAUUUGGUACAUUCUUCUCACACUCCUUUCUCUGUUCAAGUGACUAAUAUCCAAGACUGGUCUCUGAAGCCAGAACACUGGCAACAUCAGAAAGAACUCACUGAAAAAAAUGAGAUUGGCUGCAAAACUGCAGCAGCUGAUGUUAAAGACACUUCCUACAAAGUGUCCGAGACAGAAAAUUUGUAUUUGAAGCAAGGAAUAGCAAAUUUGUCUGCAGAAGUUGCUUCACUUAAAAGACUUAUAAGUACACAACACAUCUCUGCUUCAGACUCUGGCUAAAUGACUACUGAAGAAAUGCUUAUUGUUUUAAAGGAUGUCAUUUGCAGUAGAUUGAUAUGUUUUGUAUUAUGCUGAAUUUUCACUGGACUUGUGAUGUCAUUUCACUGUAAUGUUCACAUAAUGUCUGAUGGAUGGUGUCUUUUUGUGCACAGAUGACAAUGGGGACUAGAUUGCCAUGAUUACUAUGCCUUGUGUAUAGUCAAGUAGUCUGGACAAAGGCUGUAUAUAGUGAACAUUAUUUUUCUGUUGUUCUGUUACUAUAAAGUGUGAAAGUUGCCAGUUCCAAUAAACAAUUGGUGACAAGCA